Molecule: messenger RNA, 1068 nt
Organism: Scedosporium apiospermum
Lineage: Eukaryota; Fungi; Ascomycota; Sordariomycetes; Microascales; Microascaceae
Exons: 4
Coding region: 1-1068 (355 amino acids)
Biological process (GO): fatty acid elongation, polyunsaturated fatty acid; sphingolipid biosynthetic process; very long-chain fatty acid biosynthetic process
Cellular component (GO): endoplasmic reticulum membrane
Molecular function (GO): fatty acid elongase activity
Source: RefSeq, a predicted model, not a curated record
AUGGACACUCCCGUCACGCCUCCCGCGGAAGCAAUGGCGUACCCGGUCAUAAGCCAGUUUGGCGCGCCCACCCUCGAUCGUCCCUUUGGCAUUGCGCUAUGGCCCAUAUUCGACAAGGUCUUCACUCGCGUCGUGGGAUACUCUGCCAAUGACUUCAGGUUCGAGGCCGGAGUUACUCCCAUGUCCACCCUCAAGGAGACGGGCAUCUUUAUCGUCUUCUAUUACCUCGUCAUCUUUGGCGGUAGGGAGCUAAUGCGCAACCGCGAGCCCUUCAAGCUCAAGGGCCUCUUCUUAAUCCACAACCUCUACCUGACCCUCAUCAGCGGUAUCCUCCUGGCUCUCUUCAUUGAGCAGCUCUUCGGCACUGUCGUCCGUGGUGGUAUCUUCCACGCCAUCUGCCACAGGGAGGGUGGUUGGACCCAGCCUCUUGUGGUUCUGUACUACUUGAACUACCUGACCAAGUAUCUUGAACUACUCGACACCGUCUUCCUGUUCCUAAAGAAGAAGCCCUUGACCUUCCUUCACUGCUACCACCAUGGUGCGACUGCUCUCCUAUGCUACACUCAACUUCUCGGCUCUACUGCUGUCUCCUGGGUCCCCAUCACCCUUAACUUGACCGUCCAUGUUGUCAUGUACUGGUACUACUUCCAGUCCGCCCGAGGUAUCCGUGUCUGGUGGAAGGAGUGGGUGACAAAGCUCCAGAUCAUCCAGUUCAUCAUCGAUCUUGGCUUCGUCUACUUCGCCUCGUACACGUAUUUCGCGUCGACGUAUUUCCCCCACUACCCCAAUGCUGGGAAGUGCGCCGGAGAGGAAUUCGCCGCUAUCGCUGGUAUUUCGAUCCUCAGCUCGUACCUCGUCCUCUUCAUCUCGUUCUAUCUCGCCACGUAUAGGAAGGACGCCAAGGCCCCUAGUGGACGCAAGGCUGUCCGUCGCAUGAGCCAAGCUCCCCUCCCCGACCCCCACGAUAUCAUUGUGGGCAAGAGCGCUGCGCCCUCCACCAACGGCAAGGCUGUCUCCACCGGAGCCAAGGCCAACGGCACCUCGACACGUUCCCGCCGCGCCCUCUAA